CUCGCUUACUUUCCGUCUCUUUCUCGCAGCUAUAAAUUCUGAUCGAUUUCUUUUCUUUUCUCUCUCCUCUUCCCUCUCUUCCUUCCGUCCCCUCUUCUGGCGCGGUUGUCCGCGCAAACCCUGUCCAGCAUGGAUAUGAACCAUCUCAUAGGUCAGCGUUUCAACCUGAUCUCCAAGAGUGACAUUCGUUACGUUGGUACUUUACAUGAGAUCAACCCUGAGGCCUCGACAAUAGCCCUUGAAAAUGUCGUCUCUUUUGGAACAGAAGGCAGACGAGGAAAUCCGGCUGAGGAGAUCCCUCCGUCUGCCAGUGUCUAUGAAUACAUUGUCUUCCGUGGAAGUGAUGUAAAGGACAUUAGCGUAGCUGAGGAGAAGAAGGAGAAUGCACAGCCUGAACCUCCUCAGGUGCCAGACGAUCCCGCUAUCCUAGGGAGCAUGUCUCGCCCAGGACCCGCCCCUCCUGGACCUACUCAAUCUCAACUACCACAGCAGUCUCAGGUUCCUCGUCCCAGCCCCCCUGGAUAUCCUCAGCAGCCACCAUUCCCAGGCUUCUACCCACCUUAUGGACAACGCUUUGGCGCUCCUGGCUUCCCACCUGGACCUGGAUUUCCGAACAUGCCGUAUGGUGCUCCACCGGGAUGGUACCCUCCUCCUGGUCAGGGAUUUCCUCCAGGACCAGGACAAUUUCCUCCUCAGAUGCCUAUUACUGCCCCUGGACCACACCAAACUCCCCCUCCCCAGAAUCGAGCUGGAGCCCCGGGCGCGGGUCCUGUAAAUGUACCCAAGCCCACGUCGGAGCUCCCGGUUGGUGAACGGCAGACGAGUAAGCCCGCUAGCCGGAACGCCACACCUGCCCCUGCUCCAUCUGCACAAAAUCCUCCUCCACCCCCCGUCGAGUCUAAGCCUUCCGUAACAGAAGCCGUAAAGGCCUCUACUUCUCAAAGUGCGCAAGCAGCUGCUCUGGGAGCUGGUCCUGGAACACCAUCCAAGGUACCUCCCACUGGACCUAAGGGCGGUCGUGUUCAGCCAGCGAUUCCUGUCACCAACCUACCUAAGCCGCCUAUUCCGGCUGUAGCCAAUCCUCCUCUUGCUAGUGUUCCUGGAAAUAAUGUGUCACAAGGACCUGCGUUGUCCGCUAUCACGGAGGCUACUCGUGCUGCAACUGCUGCGGUUGCUGCCGCCAUGGCCAAGCUGCCACAGCCUAAUGCUCAGAAACAGUCCAUGCAGGAUGCAGCUGUUGACGCCGUGACCAAGCAAAUGGGUGAAUUGAAGACGCACGAAGGCGGCCGUCCUCCACGCGGUGGACAUCGUGGUGGACGUAGUGGUCAUCGCGGUCAUUACCAGGGACCAGCCAAGAAGGUUGAAGUUCCCGACACUGACUAUGACUUUGAAAGUGCCAAUGCCAAGUUCAACAAGCAAGAUCUGGUCAAGGAAGCUAUUGCCACCGGCUCUCCUGUUACCGAGUCCGAAGCACUCGUCGAGCACGGUGAGGUCGAAGCUGUUGAUACCAGUCAUCAUGCGCCGUCCACCAGUGCCUCUGCUUACAACAAAUCUUCCUCAUUCUUCGACAACAUCUCCAGCGAGGCUCGCGACCGCGAGGAACGCUCCGGAGGUCGACCUGGCGGUCGUGAGUGGCGCGGCGAAGAAGAGAAACGGAACAUUGAGACCUUCGGCCAGGGUAGCGUUGAUGGCUAUCGCGGUCAUUACAGAGGCCGUGGCAGAGGCAGAGGCUACGGUGGCCGCGGUCGUGGUGGCUAUGGCCGCGGCUACAACACUCGAGGCCGUGGUAACUAUCGGGGACGCAGCAACUCGCAGUCUACUGGGGUGCCUGCACCGAUCUAAUCACCGUCUCAUUCUUUUGAGAUUCCUUGAUGCUGUUCGAUUAGCGAUUUUACUCACCGACUUCUGUUGUUUUUGAUGAAUCUCGGCGUCUGGAUGGUCGCAUCCUACAAAAUACUCGAUAUCAAUCAAGCUCUAAUGUUGCGAUUGGGACUAGUACGAAUCACGGCGGGCUUGGUGAGCGUUGUGUUGUUUUGAUAUGGUUUCCGUUCACGGCGUUUAUCUAUUUUACCACUUGCAUGGCCUUGGUGACCGCACAGACGGUGAUGAUGAACAGUUUAUUUUCCCUUUACCUGUCAGGACGAGUAGUCUGCGUUUCGUCCUGGAUCUGGCUGAUGUGUUGAUGCCCUGCCUGUUGAAGGCUUUAUCUCUCAUGUGGCUGUCGACUGCAGGCACACCUGACUUAUGUACCAUAUUCGAGAAGAUAUCAUUCUGAAUGAAAUCACAAAAAAAAGGGCCCUCGAGCCUAGCCCAA
Messenger RNA from Aspergillus novofumigatus IBT 16806, 2314 nucleotides. Its product is annotated as putative G2/M phase checkpoint control protein Sum2. Gene Ontology annotation, molecular function: mRNA binding. Gene Ontology annotation, biological process: P-body assembly; cytoplasmic stress granule assembly. The record is from RefSeq and is a predicted model, not a curated record. NCBI's taxonomy places the organism in Eukaryota, Fungi, Ascomycota, Eurotiomycetes, Eurotiales, Aspergillaceae. Gene Ontology annotation, cellular component: P-body. The coding region runs from base 130 to 1842 and encodes 570 amino acids. The transcript is spliced from 4 exons.